GAUGGACAAUCAGCCGCCCCUCACAUCACCAGGUGGACACGAUGUUCGGAUAACCUCAGAGGAAGAUCUUGUGUACUCUCCAGACUAUAACACAAUAAUAGAUAACGGGAUCAUCCAAUGUUCUCCAGAAGUAAAGCCCUCAUCUCAAAAUAUUCACCACAUAGUUUGCUGUGCCGAUAUCUCAGUAGAUCCUCCGGAUCCUCCAGAUACUUCCUACAAUUUCCAUCCCGAUAACCCCAAUUUUUAUCCCGGAGAUCGUAAUGUCUAUCGAUCUAACGUUGACGUUGAGUGUCCUUUCGACAAGUUCCAUGCUAUUUCCCCGAAUAUUUUUCCAAGAAUUCACCUUCCGGCUGGGACUCUAGAUCCUUAUAAUCCCGAAGAACCUUCUCCUAAUGACUUCGAUGCCGUUGUCGUGAAAAUCGAAGAGGUCUUUCCAUAUUCUAUGGACGACGACGGCUUAACCUCGGCCUCAACGAAGGCAGGAGAGCGCCCGUUUUCGCGCUCCCAGUGCGGCAAAUGUUUUGACGCGAAAUCCUACCUCGACUGCCACGAAAAAGUUCACGGCGGACUGCGCCCCCAUCCGUGUUCGGAGUGCGGGAAGAGCUUUGCGUCGAAAUCGCAUCUUACAAGACAUGCGAUUAACCACACGGGGGCGCGGCACUAUUGCUGCCCGGAGUGCAGGAAGUCUUUCUUGCACAAAAGCGACCUCGCCAGGCAUCUGAGGCACCACACGGGGGAGAGGCCUUACGUGUGCUCGGAGUGCGGCCUGUAUUUCAUGCAGAAGGGUCACCUGACCAGACAUCUCAAGGUUCACACGGGCGAGAAACCCUUUUUGUGUACGGAGUGCGGGAAAUGUUUUCCUCGGAAAGAUACGUACAUAAAUCACCAGCAAGUCCAUAUGGACAGAAUGAUGUAUACGUGUGAGGAGUGCGGGAAAGGUUUUGCGCUCCGAAGUAUGUUUAUUCUACACCAGCGAACCCACUCAAGGGAGCAGACAACCAAAUCCGAAUGUGGGGGGCUUCAAAGCGUUGAGAAGAUCUUUCCAUGGUCGGAGAGUGAGAUGUCGGACCUUGUAGGACCUCAUGGGGUUCACUCCGCCAAUGAACCUUCUGAACCCGUCCCCCAUACCCAUGUCAAAGUCCGCACUGUAGAGAAGCCGUUUUUGUGUUUAGAGUGCGGGAAAGGUUACCGCCAGAAAAGACACCUGCUUACGCACCAGAGGAUUCACACGGGCGAGCUUCCUUUUAAGUGUUCAGAGUGCGCGAAAUGCUUCAACGAGAAAAGAUACCUUGUUAAUCAUCAAAGGAAUCACAUCGGCUUGCGGCCUUUUUCGUGUUCACAGUGCGGGAAGAGUUUUACGUGGAAGGAGAGCCUUAUCAGGCACAAGAAGUUUCACAACGGAGUGCGUCCCCAUUCAUGUUCAGUGUGCGGGAAAGGUUUUACUCAGAGAGGAGACCUUAUUAGACACCAGAGGACCCACGUGGACAAGUUUUUAUCAUGUUAAGGGGGAAGGAAAUGGUUUCUGUCACGCCGAAAAAACGAUUUUAUUAAACAGCAGUAAAAUCACCUGAG
Molecule: messenger RNA, 1572 nt
Organism: Rana temporaria (common frog)
Lineage: Eukaryota; Metazoa; Chordata; Amphibia; Anura; Ranidae
Product: gastrula zinc finger protein XlCGF57.1-like
Exons: 2
Coding region: 2-1504 (500 amino acids)
Source: RefSeq, a predicted model, not a curated record